AUGGGCCUAGAUAGAAAUACAAGGACGCCGUGCGGAUUCUGCUUCGUUGAGUACUACACCCAUGCAGAAGCGCUUGCAAGCAUGCGCUACGUCAGUGGUACCAAACUCGACGAACGAAUCAUCCGGUGCGACUUGGAUCUCGGGUACAAGGAAGGACGACAGUUCGGACGCGGCAAGAGUGGUGGACAGGUAAGAGACGAACACAGGCAGGACUACGAUCCUGGCCGCGGUGGAUGGGGUGCACAGGCACAGAGAUUGGAGAUUGAACGACGAAGAGAAGUUGAGGAGCGGUAUGCCGAUGCGCAGGAUGGCCCUGGUGCAGUGGCUAGUGGAGGAGGCGACUGGAAGCAGGCGGAGGCACCUCCAGAAGAAAACAAACUCAAACGAGGGCGUUCCCCCGAAGACGACGGCGACGCGAUGCGUGAUAUGACGUGCGGUUUUCCUGGUAGUCGCGACAUGUGCAGUUCGUCUACAACCCGUAUGGCUUCCUCUUCCGAGUCAAGGAUGACCAUGAACCGCGAAUACAGGGAGUACGCUCCAGAAGGUCUAAAGCAAGUCAUUCAGCACCCAAAAAUUGAGGGCUAA
Messenger RNA from Coprinopsis cinerea okayama7#130, 585 nucleotides. RefSeq names its product cap-binding protein CPB20. Bases 1 to 585 code for a protein of 194 amino acids. Gene Ontology annotation, biological process: mRNA cis splicing, via spliceosome. The record is from RefSeq and is a predicted model, not a curated record. The transcript is spliced from 3 exons. NCBI's taxonomy places the organism in Eukaryota, Fungi, Basidiomycota, Agaricomycetes, Agaricales, Psathyrellaceae. Gene Ontology annotation, molecular function: RNA cap binding. Gene Ontology annotation, cellular component: nuclear cap binding complex.